Molecule: messenger RNA, 2079 nt
Organism: Auanema sp. JU1783
Lineage: Eukaryota; Metazoa; Nematoda; Chromadorea; Rhabditida; Rhabditidae
Source: the annotation of a GenBank genome assembly
AUGAAAAUCAAGAAGUCAUCGAAAGUUGUUGCCAAGCCAAUCAAGAAAUCAGCGAAGAAAGCGGAUGCACAUCCCAAGCAGAAAAAAAUAACAGAAAAGAAAGUCAAAGCUGAUUCUAAGCCAGAAGAAAAGAUUGAAAAUGAUAGUGGUAACGAAGAUAGUGCGGAUGAAAUGGAAACAGGGAAAAAUCAUUUAUCCGGAUUAAAAAAAAUUCAAGCUCAAGACCCAGACUUCUUCAAGUUCUUACAAGAAGAGGAUCCAGACCUUCUCGAAUUUGAAGAAUCCGACAUCGAGAAUGAAGAAGAAGAGGAAGACGAAGAUGAGGAAGAAGAAGAAGAAGAAGAAGAAGAGGGUAAGCUAAAGAGACCAAAGGCGAAGAAAGAUUCAACACAAAGACUGAUAUUUGAUGGAAAUCAGUUCAGCUAUCUCCAAUCCAUAUUUGAUCCAGAAGAUGAAUCUAAAAAGAUAAAACCGUCUACACAAGAUUUGAAACUAGCCUUAGAUGCAUUCCUAGCCUGUAUUUCUCGUGUUGGAGCCGAUAUGGAUGUGCCUAAAUAUGUCAUUAACGAGCAGCCUCUUUUUGAUGCAACUAUAAGAUUGAUCUUCCAAUCAUUAGGAGAUUUCUUCUUAUGUAGUUUAACAAAAGCUUCGAGCGGUAUUGAGGAAGGAGGGAAGGCUGAAAUUGUUCCUGUCAGUAUGAAGAAUAUUAACUUCAAGAAAUAUAGAGAGUAUUUGAAAGUGUACUUGGAUGGUCUCAUCAUGUUCUUGAAUGAAGUACAGUCUGAUGCAGUUAUUAUUUCUACAUUGAAAGCUAUUCUCAAGUGCUUGUCUCUUUUCCCACUCUUUAAAAAAUUGAGCAGAAACUUGGUGAAGGUUGUUGAGCGUGUUUGGUCACGAAAACCAAUCGAAUGUCGUGUGGUAGCAUAUUUUUGCUUAGCUAAAUUAUGUAAGAUUUCUCCGGAUAGUUAUACUCAUAUCUACAAGUCAUGCUAUCUUGGUUUCGUGUCUAAUUCGCGUGAAGUUUCAAUGGACACUUGGCCUCUUCUGCAGUUCAUGCACAGAACUUUCUCGGAAAUAACACUGAUCAACCCUGAAGCAGCUUAUCCUUAUGCCUUUGUAUAUAUCAGACAAACAGCCAUUCAUCUGAGAAAUGCCCUAAUUUCUAAGAAGAGAACGGAUAUGAUGCAAACUGUUUAUAACUGGCAGCUCAUUCAGUGCUUGUUCUUAUGGGUACGUGUAGUAUCCAAAGCUCAUGAGAUGAAUGGUGCGGAAUCAAUUUGUGAGCUAGUUUACCCGCUCACUCAGAUUAUCAUAGGAGUCUCCAAAUUGUAUAUUUCACGAAGAUUCUUACCUCUUCGAUUUCAUUGCGUUACCAUGCUCAUUCAAUUACAAGCUAAUUGCACGACGUAUAUUCCAACUUUUGAGUUAGCAGCAGAAAUUAUGCCGCUUAUUGAAAUUCUUCUACGUAAGAAACCGAAAGUCAGCAAAGUGAAAGUUCAAUAUAAAGACUUAUCCUGUCUGUUGAAGGUUUCACAACAGCAGUUUGAUGAUCCCAUAGUCCGAAGUGACAUUUGUCAAACCCACUUCCGUUUAAUGCUCCAGUCUGCUCAUUUGUUAUGCAAUCAGCCUAGUUUCGCUGACUUAGCCCAACCCAUUGUGAACCAGAUGAAAGUCUUCCUGAAGAAUAUUCGUUGUGCAGAUUCACGAAGACUUUACAAAGGUCUCUUGGAGAAAGUUGAAGCACAUUCCAAGUUCGUCACAAACGCUGUUGCAGCAGUGGAUAUCGAACUAAAAGAUGAAAUGAAUGUGAGAGCGCUCAAGCUCAAAUUGAAUACACCUGAGUCUCCACUUCGAGUAUACUACAGACAGUGGGAGAAGAUUUGGAAGUUAAAGCAAACGUCUCAAACUCAGACUAAGACGGUAGAAAAAGAAGCAGAGAAAGAAAACAGAAGUUCCGAGAAAGAGAAGACUGCGAAACCUAAGAAAAGAAAGGUAAAGAUUGCACCAGCUGCAUCGAAAGCAGACGCGACGAUACCGGACGCCUUGGAAACAUUGAGCUCUUGGAGCGAUGAUGAAUAG